UGUAUACAAAACAACACUUUUCACACUACUUUCUAUCUCUUUGCAAAAUUCUCAACUCCUGCGGCGUAGAUCUAAGGAGUUUGAGAAAACCCUAAUCGUACUUUUCAAGAACCCACUUCACUCUUCAACUCAUCUUCAACAAUCAUGGCUGGAGCUGCACCAGAAGGUUCUCAAUUUGAUGCACGUCAAUUUGACGCAAAAAUGACCGAGUUACUUGGUGCUGAGGGAGAAGAUUUCUUUACAUCCUAUGAUGAGGUUUAUGACAGUUUUGAUGCUAUGGGAUUGCAGGAGAAUCUUUUGAGAGGCAUCUAUGCUUACGGUUUUGAGAAACCAUCUGCAAUUCAGCAGAGGGGAAUUGUUCCAUUCUGCAAGGGGCUAGAUGUUAUUCAACAGGCACAGUCUGGUACUGGGAAAACAGCAACUUUCUGCUCUGGAGUUCUGCAGCAGCUUGAUUAUAGUGUUGUUGAAUGUCAAGGUCUGGUUCUUGCUCCUACUCGUGAACUAGCACAACAGAUUGAGAAGGUUAUGCGAGCUCUUGGUGAUUAUCUUGGUGUAAAGGUUCAUGCUUGUGUUGGGGGAACCAGUGUCCGUGAAGAUCAGCGCAUUCUGUCAAGUGGAGUUCAUGUCGUGGUUGGUACUCCUGGCCGUGUGUUCGACAUGUUGCGAAGACAAUCUCUGCGCUCAGAUUACAUCAAGAUGUUUGUUUUGGACGAAGCUGAUGAAAUGCUCUCCAGAGGAUUCAAGGAUCAGAUUUAUGAUAUCUUCCAGCUGUUACCUCCCAAAGUCCAGGUUGGGGUCUUCUCUGCCACCAUGCCUCCUGAGGCCCUUGAGAUCACAAGGAAGUUCAUGAAUAAGCCUGUGAGGAUUCUGGUAAAGAGAGAUGAGCUCACUCUUGAGGGUAUCAAACAAUUUUAUGUUAAUGUUGACAAGGAGGAAUGGAAACUGGAAACACUUUGUGAUCUUUAUGAGACCUUGGCUAUUACUCAGAGUGUCAUCUUUGUUAAUACCAGGCGCAAGGUUGAUUGGCUGACUGACAAAAUGCGCAGCCGUGAUCACACAGUCUCUGCCACUCACGGAGACAUGGAUCAAAACACCAGAGAUAUAAUUAUGCGUGAAUUCCGUUCUGGUUCUUCUCGUGUGCUCAUUACCACCGAUCUUCUGGCUCGUGGUAUAGAUGUCCAACAAGUAUCCCUUGUAAUUAACUAUGAUUUGCCGACUCAGCCAGAGAACUACCUUCAUCGUAUUGGUCGUAGUGGACGUUUUGGAAGGAAAGGUGUUGCAAUCAACUUUGUGACCAAGGAUGAUGACAGGAUGUUGGUUGACAUACAGAAGUUCUACAAUGUAGUAGUGGAGGAGCUGCCAGCCAAUGUUGCCGAUCUUCUUUAGGGUGGAAUUCAUCUGUUUAUUUAAGUGUUACUUAAAAGUUACCUUGCUGUCCAAUCUUGGUAGGUUUACUAUCCGAGACACAUAUUUUGGGUAUCGAACUCCCUUUACAACUUCUUCCUAGUUUGUUGUAAUUUUGUUUUUGUUUUUUUUGCGCAAAAUUUGGUGAAUUUCUGUAUCCUAUAUUCUGAUACGAUUUGCAGAAUGGUAUGCUUGAAGUCGAACACUUGAGCUCAAGUGCUGAAUCUUAAGUUUUGAUUUUUUUCUCA
Molecule: messenger RNA, 1652 nt
Organism: Daucus carota subsp. sativus
Lineage: Eukaryota; Viridiplantae; Streptophyta; Magnoliopsida; Apiales; Apiaceae
Product: eukaryotic initiation factor 4A-2-like
Exons: 5
Coding region: 145-1386 (413 amino acids)
Molecular function (GO): RNA binding; RNA helicase activity; ATP binding
Source: RefSeq, a predicted model, not a curated record